UUGUUGCUGUGCUGGAAACCCCGUACUGACUCUGAAGGGACCCAAGAUGGCUGAAUACUCACGGGGGGGCAGUUAGCAAUUACCUAAGCAAGACGUCGGGAAUGAAUGGCAAAUAGCAUUAUAAUGUAAAGCGUAACCUCGGAGGACGCACACGACUACAGUUUGUUGAGUUGCAUAUUUUUGUAAUGCACGGAUACCAGUAAGGAGAGACUGGUCUCUCCGCGGCCCCGAGCCAGAACAUGGCGGAACACUUGGGGAAGAAAUAGCAGCUAACGUUAGCCAGCUAGCGUAUUAUCGAGACACACAAUUAGAAGCGUCGGUUUGAGACAAAACACCGGCUUUACGGUCCGUGAACGCAAAACAAUGUCGUCGGUGCAUGGCCCAAGUCUCUCCGUGAUGAAUGGUUCUUUAGCGGUGAACAUGUUGAGCGUAGGCAGUUAGCGUACCAGCUAGCUAGUUAACUUACCAGGUUUGCUAGCUGCUGUCACUGGCUAACGUUGCGGGGUCGCGUACAAACUGUUCCCACCAGCAGGCAGACUAUUCGGAACAAUUGAGCAGAACUAGACGACCACACUUUGAAUGUUGUCCUUUCGCCUGUCUGUAAAAACCGUGUAAUGCUACCCAGCUCUUCUUUAGUCGAUUAAUAAGCCUGCUGACGCCAGUGUCCUCCGCACUAUAAAAUCAGGCUACUGCUAGCAUGCUAUGAUGUUCAGUAAGCGGAUUUCUGCGGCGCGUUGCCUGUAGCCGGGACGAGACAAGUUUUGGGGGAGUUUUGUCAAGAUCAUCGGAGAUUUUAGUUUCAACCGCAGAGUAGAUCGGGAAACACGCCUGGUUUGACUUGUGAGCUGGCCGGGUUGACCCUUGACAUACAGUGGAGCUGCAUUGUGGCGGACAGGUGUAACAAGUGAAUUGAAGAAGAAGCAGCCAGCCUGUAAAGUCAAGGCGAAGGCCCGGGAGGGAGAUCCCGGUUACAGCCGCCUGCCAAGAUGACGGACACUCGCCGCCGAGUUAAAGUUUAUACCCUCAAUGAGGACAGGCAGUGGGACGACCGUGGGACAGGACACGUCUCAUCCAGCUAUGUGGAGCGAUUGAAAGGCACGUCUCUCCUGGUGCGAGCGGAGAGUGAUGGUUCCCUACUGCUGGAGUCCAAAAUCAACCCAAACACAGCCUACCAGAAACAACAGGACACAUUGAUAGUAUGGUCAGAGGCUGAGAAUUAUGAUCUGGCACUCAGCUUCCAGGAGAAGGCCGGCUGUGAUGAAAUCUGGGAGAAAAUAUGCCAGGUGCAGGGGAAAGACCCAUCGGUGGACAUCACCCAGGACGUGGUGGACGAGUCUGAGGAGGAGCGCUUUGAUGACAUGUCAUCUCCGGGCCUGGAGCUGCCGCCGUGUGAGCUCAGCCGCCUAGAGGACCUGGCCGAGCUGGUGGCCUCCUCACUCCCAUCGCCGCUGCGGCGAGAGAAGCUGGCACUUGCUGUAGAGAACGAGGGCUAUAUCCGUAAACUCCUGGAGCUUUUCCGCGUGUGUGAGGAUCUGGAGAACCGAGAGGGACUUCACCACCUUUAUGAAAUCAUUAAGGGCAUCUUCCUGCUCAAUCGUACCGCACUCUUUGAGGUCAUGUUCUCUGAAGAGUGCAUCAUGGACGUCAUUGGCUGUCUGGAGUUUGACCCUGCACUCCCGCAGCCGCGGCGCCACCGGGAGUUCCUCACUAAGACAGCCCGCUUUAAGGAGGUGAUCCCCAUCUCUGACCCGGAGCUGCGUCAGAAAAUCCAUCAGACGUACCGGGUGCAGUACAUCCAGGACAUGGUGCUGCCCACACCCUCUGUGUUUGAGGAAAACAUGCUGUCCACGCUGCACUCCUUCAUCUUCUUCAACAAGGUGGAGAUUGUUGGCAUGCUACAGGACGAUGAGAGGUUUCUGACGGACCUCUUUGCACAGCUCACAGAUGAGGCCACAGAUGAUGACAAAAGACAUGAACUGGUAAACUUCCUAAAGGAAUUCUGUGCAUUCUCACAAACGUUACAACCUCAAAACAGAGACGCCUUCUUCAAGACUUUGUCAAACAUGGGCAUUCUGCCUGCACUAGAGGUCAUACUGGGGAUGGAUGAUGUGCAAGUGCGUGGGGCAGCGACAGAUAUCUUCUCCUAUCUGGUGGAGUACAACCCCUCCAUGGUACGAGAGUUUGUCAUGCAGGAGUCUCAGCAGAAUGAUGAUGACAUCCUGUUGAUCAACCUGAUCAUAGAGCACAUGAUCUGUGACACAGACCCAGAGCUAGGUGGAGCGGUGCAGCUGAUGGGCCUGCUACGAACUCUGGUGGAUCCCGAGAACAUGCUGGCUACGGCUAAUAAAACGGAGAAGACAGAGUUCCUGAGCUUCUUCUACAAGCACUGCAUGCACGUCCUCUCUGCUCCGCUACUGGCCAACACCACAGAAGAAAAACCCAGCAAAGAUGAUUUUCAAACAUCUCAGUUGCUGGCGUUGAUUUUGGAGCUGCUGACUUUUUGUGUUGAGCACCACACCUACCACAUCAAGAACUACAUCAUCAACAAGGACAUCCUCAGGAGGGUACUGGUGCUUACCGCCUCUCAGCACGCCUUCCUGGCACUAUGCGCCCUGCGCUUCAUGCGGAGGAUCAUCGGUCUAAAGGAUGAAUUCUACAAUCGCUACAUCAUGAGGAACUUCCUGUUUGAGCCGGUGGUCAAGGCCUUCCUCAAUAAUGGCUCGCGCUACAACCUCAUGAAUUCCGCCAUCAUUGAGAUGUUUGAGUACGUCCGUGUGGAGGAUGUGAAGUCUCUCACAGCUCAUAUAGUAGAGAACUACUGGAAGGCUCUGGAGGAUGUGGACUAUGUCCAGACCUUCAAGGGCCUGAAACUGCGCUACGAACAGCAGCGAGAGAGGCAGGACAACCCCAAACUGGAUAGCAUGAGGUCGAUCCUGAGGAACCACCGUUUCCGUCGUGACGCACGGACGUUGGAGGACGAGGAGGAGAUGUGGUUCAACACAGAUGAGGAUGACCUGGAGGACGGUGAGGCAGUGGUCCCACCUUCUGACAAGAUGAAGACUGAGGAAGAUCUCAUGGAACCUAUAAGCAAGUUCAUGGAGAGAAAGAAAUUGAAAGACACGGAGGAUAAGGAAGUUUUGGGGAAGUCGAGCUUGUCAGGCAGACAGAACCCCAGCUUCAAGCUCUCUUUCUCUGGUUCCACCAAAACCAGCCUGUCCAGCCCGCCUUCGUCUGCCUCACUCAACCCAGGCUCACCGGGAUCGCCAGGGUCUCCGGGUUCAGGGGCACGAAGUUCGCCCCCCACUGCAGCCGUCACCACAAAGGGAGGUUUGGUGGGACUGGUGGACUAUCCUGACGACGAUGAGGAGGAGGAAGAAGAGGAUGGGGAGAGUAAAGAGGACCCUCUGCCCCCUUCCAAGAAGUCCAAACUGAGCUCCAGUUAAGCAUCGGUGUCUCAGCUCUCGCUCUGCUCGACACAGUUUCAGCGUGUAGACUUAAUACGGGAAUGAUCAAACUUGUAAACAAAAUGAAUGAAUGAAUGAAAGCCACCCCUCGCUGUCAGAAGGGGGCCAAAAGAGGAGAGGACUGAGAAUGGAUUCAAAGCCUCCUCGGACUAUCCCAGUUUAUACAAGUGCCAAUCAGGAGACCAGGAGUGAAGAACCAACUGAAAAGUGAGCGAUCUAGCGUGAAAGUGAGGGGGGGAAAAAGGACGAUAACCGUUAUCGCAGUCAGGAAGUACGACACAGAUUGGAGUUUGGUAAUUCAGCAACUGGAGGAAAUCACAGAUUGCGGGCUCGGACCAUAACCCACUGCCCCCCGCCCCCCACUCAGGGAAGGACAUCGCAGCGACCCAGAUCGGUCGGCCAAUUCAGACCCAGAACCACCACUCACACCCCUCCUCAGAAACCUCCUUCCUCCCUCUGUUCCUUUCUCCCUCUUUUUCCCUUCGCUCUCCUCUCUCUCCCUCUCUUUCUCUAUUGUUUUAUGUUGUUUUAUUUUUUUAAGUUAGUUUAUAGGACCAGACGGGAGGCAGCACGGGGCAAAAAGCUGUCCUUGUUGUCGUUUGAUGAUGUCAUCGGUGUCGUUAUCGUUGCUCAGCGGACGUUCUUUCUCUAAAGAGAAAAAAGCCAGCAGUUUCUUCAUUAUUUUCUUUUGUUCUCUAUUUGACUCUUUCUCCUUUUUUGUAAAUGACAACAAAAAAGACCUGCCUUUAAAUGUUCAGGACGUUUUCAGUCGCACUUGAACAGGUUUUUAAAGACCUCAGUAGGUGAGCUAGUUUUACCCUUUUUUGCCCUUUGAAACUGCAGAUUUUUUGGAAAAUUUGUAAUCCCGUCUUGAUUAAAGAUUGAGUGGAAUUCUAGAUGUGAUUAAUUUUGUCAUAUCUUCUCUUUUUUUUUUCCUUUUACAUGAGUGUACACUUAGUUGUUCAGAAUAUUUGGGACCAUUAAAAUGAUCUUUGCUGUAA
This is a messenger RNA of Myripristis murdjan (pinecone soldierfish), 4465 nucleotides long. It is a transcript of the gene ppp4r3a, whose product is annotated as SMEK homolog 1, suppressor of mek1 (Dictyostelium). Lineage: Eukaryota; Metazoa; Chordata; Actinopteri; Holocentriformes; Holocentridae. Gene Ontology annotation, biological process: DNA damage response; protein dephosphorylation. The coding region runs from base 987 to 3443 and encodes 818 amino acids. Gene Ontology annotation, cellular component: protein phosphatase 4 complex; nucleoplasm. Gene Ontology annotation, molecular function: protein phosphatase activator activity. The record is from RefSeq and is a predicted model, not a curated record. The transcript is spliced from 15 exons.